Molecule: messenger RNA, 3582 nt
Organism: Diospyros lotus (date-plum)
Lineage: Eukaryota; Viridiplantae; Streptophyta; Magnoliopsida; Ericales; Ebenaceae
Exons: 3
Coding region: 517-3186 (889 amino acids)
Source: RefSeq, a predicted model, not a curated record
UACUGCAGGGAACAGCAGGUGUGCUCCAGCCCACACCGACUUUCUCUUUCUCCUUUCCUCUGUUCUCUUUCUCUUUCGCGCUCCGCUUUCUCUCAGUUUCUCUCCGCGAUUCUGUAUAUUCUCUGGCUUUGGAGUUUGGACUCUAAGCAAAAGGCGGGCUCUCCAUCUGGAAUUGCAGAAAAUUCCUUCCCUGAUUCCGAGUCUCGCUCGAACUUCUGCCUUCUCGGCUUCUGUUCUUUAUCUGCUCCGUCAUUCACUGCAUCUUUGUGUCACCGACGCUCUGUGAUUUAUGUGCUUUCUCUCGGAGAUGACUUCUGUAUCAUCCGCAUUUUCGCGCCUAAAUCAGACUAUACUUGCGGGAUGUGUGAUUGGAUGUCCUUGCAAGCUUUUAGCUGAGAAACUCGUGAAAUUUGAAGUAUGUGUUUUGAUAUGAUGCCAUAUUAACUGAAGCUGGAAUCAUAGCCAGAGGCAUAGGGAUUGAUAUUUAACUUUGACAAAGGGCAAGCUGUAAGGAGUAUGGAUCAUAGAUUUUCUUCCCGAGCAAGGCGAAGUACAAAACUGCAAGACGAGCUGAACAUAGAAAAUCCAAACUUCUCUGAUUCUGAUCUCAAUUAUGAAGCAAGAAAGAACAUAGGUAAACCCAAAUUGACAUCUUUAGGGAAUAAUCAAAAUUGGCCGGUUCAAGGAAAGGCAACUGAGAAUGAAGAGCUUGUUAAAUACAUGUCAAAUUUGCCAAGCUAUUUGGAGAAAGGAGGUAACCUGAAGGAGAAAGCUCUAAAUUUUGGCGUCCUUGAUUGGCGCCGUCUAGAAAAAUGGCAGCAUAAACAGAUGUCGUCUUGCCAAAGUAGCAAGCAUUCUCCAUCCAGCAGCCGUUCAGCCCGCUCCUCCUCAUUUUUCUCAACUGAUGGAUCAUCAGCCUGGUCUAGCAUUGAUCAGAGCUUCUCUCCUGCUCAUCAAAGGAUGCGCCGGCCAUCACUACAAUCCUAUCUGAAUGCAUCUCCAGCAGAAUGCUAUUCUCCAAGUCCCAAAAAUGUUAAAGAAAAUUUUGACAGGUUUCAAGACCUCAAAGCAGCACCUGGUAACUCUGCGAAGGGAGGGAAACAUAUAUUCAGGAUGUACCAUUCUUGCAGCAAUAACCAAUCAGACAUCAACGCAAAUGAGUGCAGUAUGAAAGACAGAGUGCCAGAGCAUAUCCCUGAAACUGAAAUUUCCAUAAAAGAUCCAAGGCCGGAUUCACAUUCAAAGGGAAAGAUAAAGAUUCAAGAUGGUGAAUCUACUGAUGGAACGAAGGAGUUUCAGAAACCAAGUAUUGAUGUUACUCAUAAUUGCCUUGAAAAAGGCAAAUCAGUAGUUCACCUGCCAAGGACCAGACCUGAAAUUUGUCAUUCUGCAACAUCCUACUCCAAUUCAGCGGUAAAUGGUCAGAGAUCAACGGAAGCCAGAGGAAGAAAUUAUUUGAAGGAAUCUUUUCUUGAAGAGGUCUUUGAUGUGGAUCCCUACUUUGACAUACCAUACUCAUGUCCGUUGCCUAGUGAAGAUGGUAAUGCCAGGCACUUGCAGAUGACAGAACCAAGCCCCAUAGAUGUGAAGAAUACCAAGUUUUCAUCCGUACCAUCACAGCCUCAUGCACGAUCUAUAAAAAUAUCAACCACGACCAAGUAUUCUGAGGCAUCAAGUCUUAAAAUUGGCACAACGGUGGCUUCUAGAUCAAGAAACUCUUCUCCGACUCAUCAAUUUAGCAUUGGGCACGAUAGGAUGGACCAACAUCACAAUUCCGAAGAUGGUUCAGUGGCACUGCAGGCGAGCACUAAGCAUAUUAUGGGUACAUCUGGAUCCCAAAAAGCUGCUUUGACUUGUUUGGAGAAUUCAUUUAAUGAUGAGCCUAGCAGUACAGGUAGAUCCCUGUCCAGCCCUUUGAGGAGGUUACUGGACCUAUUGCUGAACCCUAAGGCAGUGAAUUCCCAUCACCCAGCUGUGCAGUCUGAGAGAGAUCUAACUUCAACUGUUAGGUCCUGCAAAUCUUCCAAUGGUCGAGUAGAAUCUUCCAGUACACAUUCAAUUAAAGUAAACUCAGUAUUGACAAGUUCUAAAACGAUCAAUGCUGAUGCUUCACGUCACAAGGAGAAAGAUAGAUCAUCAACUGUCCAAGCACUUUUGCAGAUAGCCAUAACGAAUGGGCUCCCUCUAUUUACAUUCACAGAUGAAAUCAAAGGUGACAUUCUAGCAGCCACAUUGAAAAAAGUAAAUGCCUCAAAAAAAGAUGACAACAGUUGGAUUUAUACAUUCUUUAAUGUUCAUGAAGUCAAGAGAAAGAAUAAUUGGAUAAAUCAAGGGAGCAAGGGUAAAACUCAUAGUUACAUCCCAAAUAUUGUUGCCCAAAUGACAGUUUCUGAUGCUUGGUCUGGCAACUUGAUCGGACAGCGUUCUGUAGAUGAGCUCGGCAUCAGGGAGUUUGUGUUGUUUGCGGUGGACCAGAGAAAGGCAGAUCAGUGCACGUCAGACCUCCAUCCAAAUGAUGAACUUGCAGCCAUUGUUGUCAAGUCCCGAAAGGGGACCCAUAGAAGUUUGAACAAAGAGGUACAGCAGACCCAUUGCAUUGUUCAUCCAUCAAUGACUGGCCAACGGGAGUCGCUUCCUCAAGUGAGUGGCUGUGCGUAUUCCGAGGAGAAUAAAGAGAAUGGGGCAUUGUCUCAAAGUCAAGAAUGUAGCGCAACUGUUAUUUUACCUGGUGGUGUUCAUGGAUUGCCGAGCAAAGGGGAGCCUUCACCAUUGAUAGCAAGAUGGAAAUCAGGCGGUUUAUGUGAUUGUGGAGGUUGGGAUAUGGGUUGCAGUAUGACGGUGCUUGCCAGCCGGACAAAACCUAGAAGGGUUUCAACUUCUUCAAAACUGCAUUCCUCCACGGAUAGAUUUGAGCUUUUCUCUCAGGGAGAAGUUCCGGACGGUAGGCCUGUAUUAACCUUGGGGCCAUUCAAGGAUAAUAUCUUCUCAGUCCAAUUCAAUUCUUCACUCCCUUUUCUACAAGCGUUCGCCAUUUGUAUGGCAGUUCUAAACAGUAGGAAACCAUAUGAGCUUUCCGAAUUGAGCAAGUUGUUUGAAGAGAAAUAUUCUGAAGCCCCCAACACUCAAGCAGAGUUAGCUGCAAGUUACGCCUCGAACCCGCCCCCGUCGCCUGUCGGGAGGGUUUAGCUUGCAAGUGGAGGAAUUGGGCUCGGUUUGUACAGUUUUGUAUAAUCGCAGCAGGGCUAAAUAACCAGUGGAAACCUACAGAAAAUAUUGCUUGCCGAAGCAAUCAAGAGGCAAUCAAGAGGAUGAAUGAACCGUUAGCUCGGGUGGGCCUCUGCUACGGGAACAAGACACAAUCCUGGCGUUUGAGCUGCGACGGUUUGUUGCUCGGCGAACGAAGUGGUAAUCUAUGUAUAAAGAUUGCGAUGCGUCAGUCCUGUAAUGCAUUGGGUUCGUACCAGAAUCACUUGUUGAUUACUAACAUGCGCCAGCUUUCAGCAUGUUAAUGAAUCAGGUUUGAUUUUUGUAAAGGAUAAUGUGCAUGAGCAUGAUGCUAGUAUUUUGGUGCCAUUUUUUUCA